ACUUAGUCAAUAUUAUUAUUAUUUGAAGUUUAAAUUAAAACAAAUAUUUCUUUGUAGAUGUGCAAGUACAAUAAUUUAUUCAUGUUGCGCAUUUUUUAAUAGUAAUGUAUUCGUUAUCUUAUUACGUGCUGCCGUCAAUUAUAAUAUUAAUUAUUAUAAGAAAAUAUCGAGAAACGAAAUGGGGCAAAUGUAAAAACAAAGUUAGAUUGGAUGGAAAAAUAGCUAUAGUUACAGGAGCUAAUUCUGGACUAGGUUUGGAAAUAGCAAAAGAACUAGCAGCUAGAAAUGCACAAGUCAUUCUUGCUUGCAGAAAUCUUGAAAAAGCAAAUACAGCAUGUGAAUACAUAAGGGGGACAUCAAAAAAUUCUAAAGUGAUGCUAAUUCCUAUGGAAUUAGAUUUAGCUUCCCUCUAUUCUAUAAAAAAUUUUGCAGAUAAGAUAAAAGAGCACUAUCAAGAAAUUAAUAUCUUGAUUAAUAACGCUGGGGUAGCUUUUCCCAAUACAAAAAGAGUAGAAACGAAGGAUGGGUUCGAGGUACAUUUUGGAGUAAAUCAUUUGGGUACUUUUUAUUUAACAAAUUUAUUGUUGGAACCUUUAUCGGCAUCCUCAGGAAAUAACGCUAGAGUUGUGGUAGUUGCUUCCUCCUUACAUGAAAAAGGAGUAGUAAAUGUCAAUGAUUUAAAUAGUUUACGGGUAACAAAGAAAACUAAUCUUUAUGCAAACUCAAAGUUAAUGAACAUAUAUUUUGCUCAAGAACUUUCCAGGAGAAUAAAAUCAAAGAAAAUAAAUGUUUACGCCUGUUGCCCUGGAUGGGUUUAUACGGCGCUGUUUAGGCAUUCGAUUAAAUGGUACCAUUACUUUUUAAUAGCACCUGUAGCCUUUUUCUUUAUGAGAAGUCCAAAGCAGGGAGUUCAAACUCCAGUGUACUGUGCUACGGAACCUGAACUUGAAACCGAAACAGGACUGUUAUAUAGAGACUGCAAGCGUUACAACAGUAAAGUCAUAUUUUACGACAAUAUUGCUACGAAACUUUGGGAAGAAUCAGAGUCGAUGAUAAAUAAGAUUAUUAAAAAGGAGCUGUAAGCUGUAAAAGUUAAUAUAGUAAAACUGUAAUUGCAUUGUAAUCAUUUAGUAUGUUGAAAUAGUGAAAUAAAACAUACAUUUUUUAAUU
Anoplophora glabripennis (Asian longhorned beetle) is the source of this 1170-nucleotide messenger RNA. Its product is annotated as retinol dehydrogenase 11-like. The record is from RefSeq and is a predicted model, not a curated record. Lineage: Eukaryota; Metazoa; Arthropoda; Insecta; Coleoptera; Cerambycidae. Bases 105 to 1082 code for a protein of 325 amino acids. The transcript has 3 exons.